AUGUCGACCAUCCAGCUACCGGACUCACUCAAUCUACCCUCUCACCUGAGCGCCCACAAAUACUUCUUUGUGUGCACCCUUACGGUGGCUGCUUGGGAUACUCUCGUCUUGUCCCCGCGCACUUGGAGGCUGUUCAGGUCAGAAGGAUGGCCCCUCCUCAAGAUCAUCUUCCAUUUCUUGAGGAUAUUUAUGCCCGUUGAAUUCACUGUCGUUGGCGUCGCGUUCUUUGAUACUCAAUGGACGCAGGAUAGAUGCCAGAAGUUCUAUCUAUUUGAACCGAUUUGCACAGCCAUUCUGCUCGCCGCCGCCUCUCUCGUUCACGUCACCCGGAUUUAUGCCAUCUACGACAAAAGCAGGACCGUGCUGUACGGAAUGGGCUCGUUGCUUGCUGCCCAGAUCGUUGUAACCGCCGUGUGUUGCGGCUUCUACAUGUCCGUUCCCCUCAAACCUGGUCAAGGAUGCAUCGCCGGUCCAAAGCACAACUGGGUCGGCAUCUACUGGCUUCUCCCCACUCUCCUUUACACCGUUUCGUUCGUUCUCGCGAUCAAACGUUCCAUUGACUCCCUCAGCGGCCCCCAGGGAAAACCUCUAACACCUUGGAAACUUAUGUUGCGAGAUGGGCUCAACCUUUAUGGGUCCGUGUGGGGUGUAAACAUGGUCACCACGCUGUUCUGGUUCAUCAUGAAACCAACUGGCCCGGAGGACCCCAUCAAGACCAUCAUCACAAGCAUGGCUGCCGUCUUGACAACCUCCAUGACACUCCGCAUCAUCUUGAACAUCAGGGGACCAUUGAGUAACGGAGGCACUUUCACGCCAACCUCGUCUUCCGCUGCCAACACCUCUUCGACUGCCUCCACCGCGCGCGGCGGUGCUAUCCGCUCCAAUAACUUCAACCCUACCAACCACACAUUGUCUCUUCAUCAGCUCUCUGUUGCUGGAAACCCGACUCACACUUACACCCUCGAUGUGCGGAACCCUAAACCGGAAACGGAGUGGAAUGAUUCUGAUGUGAAGGAAGUCAAGAGUGGCUUGGACUCGGGCGAACUUAACACAAGGCCAACUCCGUCGGACCAGGACCUUGCUGAGGGUGUCAAGAUCACCAUCGACAAGCAGGUUGGUUACGACACGCCAUAUGGAAGGAAGUAA
Messenger RNA from Pleurotus ostreatus (oyster mushroom), 1146 nucleotides. RefSeq lists its product as uncharacterized. Lineage: Eukaryota; Fungi; Basidiomycota; Agaricomycetes; Agaricales; Pleurotaceae. The record is from RefSeq and is a predicted model, not a curated record. The transcript is spliced from 7 exons. The coding region runs from base 1 to 1146 and encodes 381 amino acids.